CAGUCUUCUAGGCUAUUUGCUUGCAUGGCAAACUGAACGUGCCACUGUUAGGUUGUUGUAGUCAGUGCGUGUGUGUGUGUAUGUGUGGCCCGCCUCUCCUGGCUGUAACACACGGAAGAUUGUUCUUCUCAGAAUCAAUGGUUGAUGAAAAGAACCAAAAACUUUGGAACUCAAGAAUAUAUUUCUAAUAUCAUGCAUUUAGAGUUGCCUGACAUUCAGAUCUAAACCAGGAGGUGAAUAAAAGAAGAACAAUAAUACUUACAAUAACAGGAGUAAUUGUAGUGGACUGAAUACAGAAAUAAAUGCUAUAAUAAUAGGUGCCUUGGGAAUGGUUAAAAAAAAUCAACAGAAAUAAAUACCUAACCAAAACUAGUUUAUAUACAAAUAAAGAAAGUAUCACUACAAGGUACUGUACAUAUAUUACCUAAAGUACAGGCAAUACAAUAGAAAGUACAAAACCAAAACCAAGCACUGCAUUUACCCAACUCGCAGGGAAAGCAUGCAAUAAUAAUAAAACUGCUGGAAUAAUAAUAAUAAUAAUAAUAAUCAUAAUAAUAAUAAUAAUAUUGGAAAUUUUUGCUGCUGUGUGUUUAUGUAACACUCAGCUGCUUCACAAUGGAUUGCCAUAAGUCUGUCAACAGCAACAACAUAUGUCACAAGCCACAGAUUUGUCUGCAAGGACAAACUAUACUACCAGUGAUGACUGUUACCCCGAAUGUUACCCAUGGAAACUGUUUUAUACAACACCAACAACAUCAGCAACAACAAUGUCAGCAACAGCAAUGUCAGCAGCAACAUCAGCAACAACAUCAACACCAGCAGCAACAUCAACAGCAGCAACAGCAACAACAACAACAACACCAGCAGCAGCAUCAACAUCAGCAACAACAACAACAACCACCCCGUAUCAUGCAUACAGAUGUUAAAAUGUUUAAUCAAAUUAUCAAUUGUGAUGGCAGUUUGUCCACCAGUUCUCAGAAUGCACAGAGCAGCAAUCAAGAGACUUGUUGCAGGAGCUGCUCUUGUUCUAGCUCUGUCUGCAACAUAGACAAUUGCACUGAGGUGAGCAAUUGCAGUAGCAGUUGUAGCAGUAUGAUGGGUUGCACUGAAGCUUGCUCUGAAGGCAACAAAAUGCUUCCUGUUGAAGACAGCGAUGCCAACAAACGAUUCCAGUGUGAUUUCUGCAGCAAAAAAUUCACUCGCCGUGACACUCUACAAAUCCAUCGUAGGGUACACACUGGGGAAAGGCCAUUCAAGUGUGAUGUUUGCCCAAAGUCAUUUGCACAACGUGACAAACUUCAAAUCCAUAGGCGUAUACAUACAGGAGAGAAGCCGUACCAAUGUAGCUUUUGCCCCAAAAAUUUUGCUCGACGUGACACAUUGAAGAUUCACCUGCGGACCCACACUGGAGAGCGACCAUUUUAUUGCGUAGUUUGUGAAAAGAGUUUUGCACAAAGGGACCAGCUGCACAUUCACAAACGCACUCACACUGGAGAAAAGCCUUUCCAAUGUGAUAUAUGCAUCCAACGGUUUGCUCGACGAGACACAUUGCAGAUUCAUCGGCGAAUCCACACAGGCGAGAAACCAUUUGGCUGUGAAGUUUGUGGCAAGGUCUUUGCUCAAACAGGAAAACUUCAGCGGCACAAGCGAACUCAUAAGCAGCAAGAAAUGGAGAAAGUCAGCUUCCCUUCCACUCUACCUGUAAUGCAGGUUUGUAAUGCAGUGUGCCCAGAUGUGAAGGUGGAAGAGACAGAGUGUGCAACAGAAGCCACCGGUUAUGGAAAAGAGGAUACCUUGCAAAUGGCAGCUGCUCAGAACACUAAUAAAGAAUAUGAAAAUAAAGAAUAUAUUUCAAAGGAAUAUUCAACUGUAAACAGCAAUUUGUGGCAGUCACUCACUUCAACAAUCAUUGUACCAUCUUGAAAAAAACUUUAGAGAUGGUUUUGCUGAAAUAAUGGUACUGUUACUACUAUUAAUACUGGUACUGUUUGUUACUACUACUAAUACUGGUGAUGGGAUUAGAAAUUUGAUGAUGGUGGCAGCAGUGGAGAAACUGUUUUUUGUUACCUGUUUAUAAAUGCUUUUUUGUUUGUUUUUUGGAGGCGGAGGUGUUUUAUUUUUUUUAUGAAAAAUGUAAUUUUUACAUUCUGUUUUCAAUUUUUAAAAUGUAUUUUAUAUAAUCUUAGGAGUUACAAGAAAAAAAUUACAAAUUUCAAAAGACAAAAAAUUGUUUAAAAAAUUUGUUCAGCAAGUUUAUUGUGGAAAUUCAAGUAAGAACGAAAGAGCAACAGCUGGCUAAUUUGACAGGGUAACAAUCUACAAAACUUACAGAUUCGAUUGAUUUUUUUUUCAGUUACUAUUGCUCUGUCAUCUGUCUCAUAAAAAUUGCUUAUUUCUCAAUGGCUCAGUCCACAUAACAGAUACAAUGAGGAAGUUACACUUCAUAGCUAUAAGCAAUGUGAGCGUUAUUGAAGUGAUGAGUGUAUUGUUAUCUCGUGGAGUUAAGCUCAAAUCCUCCUCAUAGGCUUAGAGAAAAGACUACAGAAAACAGAACUCCACCACCUCCAGGUAUUCAUUUUUGAUUCACAAUAUAUGGUAUCCUAGAGAUCUGUUGUGAAACAUUUACAGAAAGCAAUGGAUUAUAUUAUUGAACGAAUGGGAAUUUUUUUUUUUCUAAAUAUAAAUCAAUACAUUUUUUUAGAUUCUGAA
Molecule: messenger RNA, 2709 nt
Organism: Octopus bimaculoides (California two-spot octopus)
Lineage: Eukaryota; Metazoa; Mollusca; Cephalopoda; Octopoda; Octopodidae
Biological process (GO): regulation of transcription by RNA polymerase II
Molecular function (GO): DNA-binding transcription factor activity; RNA polymerase II cis-regulatory region sequence-specific DNA binding
Source: RefSeq, a predicted model, not a curated record